AUGGCCUCUGGUGAUUGGUGUGAGUUUUCUACAGAUAGAGCUUCCUUUAAAUUCGGAACACCAUGUAAUUAUCCAACACAGUCAGAAUGGAGAGGUUGGAAACAUGUAACUUAUGUCGAGUCAAAUAAAACUGAUUGUUUCUUAUUUGUUAAUGAUUGUUGUGGUGCUGAUAGAGUUGAUACAACCAAAAAUUAUUUAUUUUUUGAUGACACAGCUGAUACACCAAAUAAGUAUUUUUAUUUUAAACAUGAACCUUCAACAGCAAAUGGAAGGAAGGUACUAAACUUAGACUUUUGGAGAGAGUCAAAAUAUUCAAAUACUAAUUAUAUAUUUGACCUUGAUGGAAUUCCUGAAUAUUCUACUUUGUAUCAGGGAGGAAGAGUUGCAUCAGACUCAUCAACUACAACACUUAUGCUACAUAAAGUUAUUGUUUAUUUUACAGUCAAUGAUACUUUUCAUGAAAAUAUUAUUUUAGAUUAUAAAGAAAAUAUUCCUCCAUUUCUUCUUAUCGAUGGAGAUGCUUCUGUUACAAUCAAAACAAAUUACUAUACCCCAAAGUGUACAUAUCACUACUCAACAAAAGGAAUAAAAACCACUAUAAAAACACCAAUUUCUGGAAAGGUUUCUGCAACAUACCAAUCGUAUAAUAAUACCAGAUAA
Molecule: messenger RNA, 660 nt
Organism: Entamoeba dispar SAW760
Lineage: Eukaryota; Evosea; Mastigamoebida; Endamoebidae
Exons: 2
Coding region: 1-660 (219 amino acids)
Source: RefSeq, a predicted model, not a curated record